This is a messenger RNA of Coregonus clupeaformis (lake whitefish), 3278 nucleotides long. RefSeq names its product gap junction delta-2 protein. Lineage: Eukaryota; Metazoa; Chordata; Actinopteri; Salmoniformes; Salmonidae. Gene Ontology annotation, biological process: cell communication. Gene Ontology annotation, cellular component: connexin complex. The transcript has 2 exons. Bases 741 to 1655 code for a protein of 304 amino acids. The record is from RefSeq and is a predicted model, not a curated record.
GGGAGGGAAGAGGAGGAUGAGGGAGGAGUGGAGAGAGAAGACAGAUGCUGAUCUUUGACUGUUGAGGACAGUGUGCGAGUGUGUGAGCGUGAAGGAGUGUGCUUGUGAGACUGCGAUGGAUCACUGUUCCUGCACACUGUAAGUCUCAGUGCAUGGCAGGGUGUUUGGAGUGUGGGAGUCUGGUUUCAUUGUGUUGGGUGGUGUUUUACCAGACCCAGCACAGUGGCUGAGGGAUUACGACAGCUGGGGAGAGAGUGUGAGGCUCUUCUAUGUGUGUUGUGGUAGCGAGCAGGGGCAGGUGUGUGUGUUUGUGUGAAAGCAGUAGGGUAGCUGGAGACAGAGAUAGGUAGAGAGGCCAGGUACACCUAGAGGGCAGGAUCGCAGAGAGAGAGAACCAACGUGAGAACAGAACAAGUGAAAACAGGGACACCAAUUCUGCCACCAGAUACAGUGCUUGUACGUGUACGCGCGUCUGCACGGCGACACACAGAGAAGCACCGGUCCAGUCAUCUCAGGUCAACGCGGCGGAGGUGGAGCUAGGGACCAGGGAUAUCCAUCAGGCAGCCAUGGGGGCCCAUUGAGCUGUAGUAGGGGACGCCCUCGGCCCCCAGUCCCACCCAGCAGCAGCACUCUCUCUUCCCCUCCGGUGGGUAGACGCCCGUGGGCCUAGGGCACCUUGAAGCCCCGAGGGUAGGGCCUACAGCGGGUUUCCUGUACCCAGAGGAGUAUCCACGGCCAUCAUGGGGGAGUGGACCAUCCUGGAGCGCCUCCUGGAGGCUGCCGUCCAGCAGCAUUCCACCAUGAUCGGAAGGAUUCUUCUGACUGUGGUGGUGAUCUUUCGGAUACUGAUCGUGGCCAUCGUUGGCGAGACGGUGUACGAGGACGAGCAAACCAUGUUCAUCUGUAACACCCUGCAGCCGGGCUGCAACCAGGCCUGCUACGACAAGGCCUUCCCCAUCUCCCACAUCCGCUACUGGGUCUUCCAGAUCAUUCUGGUGUGUACACCCAGCCUGUGCUUUAUCACCUACUCCGUGCACCAGUCGGCCAAGCAGCGUGACAGACGCUACUCCUUCCUCUACCCACUGCUGGAGCGUUCCGAUUAUGGGCAAAGCAGCACCAGGAAGCUUCGUAACAUCAACGGCAUCUUGGUGCACCACGGCGACGGUGGCGGGAAGGAUGAGCAUGACUGCAUGGAGGUCAAGGAGAUCCCCAACGUGCCGCGGGGGCUCACACAUGGCAAGAAGUCCAAGCAGCGCCAGCAGGAGGGCAUCUCGCGCUUUUACAUUAUCCAGGUGGUGUUCCGUAACGCGCUGGAGAUAGGCUUUCUGGUGGGACAGUACUUCCUAUACGGCUUCAGCGUGCCGGGCAUCGUCGAGUGCGACCGCUACCCCUGCGUGAAGGAGGUGGAGUGCUACGUGUCACGGCCCACCGAGAAGACGGUCUUCCUGGUCUUCAUGUUCGCCGUGAGUGGCAUCUGCGUGCUGCUCAACCUGGCAGAGCUCAACCACCUGGGCUGGAGGAAGAUCAAGGCAGCCAUCCGGGGCGUGCAGGCACGCCGGAAGUCCAUCUGCGAGAUCCGCAAGAAGGACAUGUCCCACCUGUCGCAGCCCCCCAACAUGGGCAGGACCCAGUCCAGCGAGUCCGCCUAUGUCUGAUGGAGACAGGGCUAUACGCUGGGUAAAUGCGGGGGCAGGGUAGGGAACGAGUGGGACGACCACUCCAUUCCACUCUCUCUUUUUAGAGUUUUAAUGGAAAGAGGAGGAGGAGGGGGUGAUAAAAGCUGGUGUAUUUUAUUCAACUAUGACCAGCGAGGUGCUUUACCAUAUUGCCUCCUUGUGUGUGUGUGUGUGUGUGUGUGUGUCUGUGUGUGUGUGUGUGUGUGUGUGUGUGUGUGUGUGUGUGUGUGUGUGUGUGUGUGUGUGUGUGUGUGUGUGUGCAUGCGUGCGUGCAUGCGUGCGUGCGUAUGUGCUCCUUGGUUUAUGUCCCAUCCAGAGAGAGAAUCCCCAUCAGCAUGGUUAAGCUUGAGUGGAAAUGCUUGGGCCGGCACAUUCUCCUACUGAUCUACCCCAGGAUCAUUUGGGAACCCUGUAAUGGGACACACAGCCUGGAGUGUGUAACGUGCAGGCUCUAUGAAACACUCUGUCGGGAGCAGAAGAGAGAAGAGGGAGAGGGGGGAGUUGCUGGUAGACAUUGACAUCAACAGUAUGUGUUAUUUUGGCACGAGCGUCUGGUAAACUGUACAACUGAGUAGACUGCUCAGGUUGGAGAUGUUUGGGUUUACAGUGACACCGACUGGGCCAGAGCCAAACCAACUCCAGCCGAGAGGGGAGGACAGGGAGGAACAGUCUCAGCAUGCAUUUCACACCACUCACAUUUUAGAUGACGCAAGCCAAGCCGAGAAAACAGACAUGGGAGAGGAAAUAUGGCUGCCAGUACCAGUGGAACAUGGAAAGCCACAAAGGCUCUAGUUGCACAUUUGUUUGAAAAUAACAGGAAAUGUCCUAAACAGAAUGACAGAAAGCCAUGACAUCGCUCAGACAGAGCCAAGGCCUCUAAAAACAAAGGCUAGUCAUUCAAUUACAAUGGAUUACAACCACCGAGAGACACGUUUAUGGAGAUCGAACCGUUCAGAACUGUCCCCAUGUAAGAUGGCUGACAAAUUGUUCCAUUCCAGAGCAUUGAGGCUCUAUGAAAUCAGCCUCUCUAGAGUUGUAUCUCUAUGUAUGAGUCCAGCUAUCCACGGUCCUCCUCUCUAUCCUCACUGAGCACACUACUGAUGUGGUGGUGUAGUCUUACUGAGGUGUGACUGGUGAAGUGGCCAAAGAAGGCUCUUCAUUCAUUCAGUCUUGUCUGUGAUUAACCCUGUGAUACUAGUAGGUAAUCUCUUGUAUAGAAUUAGUCCCCUUCUUCAGAGCUCGUUGAAUGUCCGUGGGAUUGGAUGUGGAGGAGCCGUGUUCUUAGAAGACUGCUGAGAGGGCGUGAUAAUAGAGGUUAAGUCCAAGCUUUCUUUAAAUUAGCCUGAGCCCUUCUCUUUAAGAAGGGCUUGGGAAGGUUGGUCUGAAGUGUAGUAUAGUAGUGUGCAUGUACAGGACUCUCCAGUCCCCACGUGUCUCUCUCCUGCUCUCUGGCUGCUCACCACUGCUCUCCUUGAGGGGUAUAUAACAGAGUUGGGAUGAGGACACUUCCCAAAGUGAACACUUCACAGGGUUAUAAUAAUAAUAUAUCAUAAUAAUAUGCCAUUUAGCAGACGUUUUUAUCCAAAGCGACUUACAGUCAUG